AUGCAAAUCCACACCCUCCUCGCCAUGGCCAGUGUGGCCACCGCUCACUUCCAUCUCGUCUCCCCACCAUCUCGCGGCUUCAACGCAGACACAAUGGCCACCUUCCCCUGCGGCAGCCUCUCCCAAAUGACCGAUAGAACCAAAAUCCCCCUCUCGGGCUCAAUCCCCAUCGACCUCAAGCUAGGCCACACUCAAACAGCCUUAACUGUCCUCUUAGGUCUGGGCAAUGACCCGGGCACAAACUAUAACAUCACCCUACACCCAACUUUCGGCGUCCAAGGGGCCGGCGAAUUCUGUCUGGCAGAUGUCGAGUAUAAUGCGAAGAUUCUUGGAGUAGAUGUCGUCAACGGGAUGAAUGCGACACUGCAGGUGCAGAGUAAUGGGGAUCCACAGGGUGGUCUUUAUGCGUGUGCUGAUGUUCAAUUUUUUUCGAACGCUACAAUUGACAAGUCUUCUUGCUCCAAUGAUACCAAGCUCCAAGCAGUUCAGUUUACGGGUGACUCGGCUAAGCGGACGGCGAACGUUUCUACUGCCUCGGGUUCUGCGCAAGGCUCGAGCUCCAGUUCGAAGGAGAACGGUGGACGAGCAUUGGAGCUUGCGUCGUGGGGAGUUUUCGGUGCGGCUUUGAUGGGUGCCUUUGCUCUCAUGUAA
Molecule: messenger RNA, 651 nt
Organism: Penicillium cosmopolitanum
Lineage: Eukaryota; Fungi; Ascomycota; Eurotiomycetes; Eurotiales; Aspergillaceae
Product: putative GPI anchored protein
Exons: 2
Coding region: 1-651 (216 amino acids)
Source: RefSeq, a predicted model, not a curated record